Cicer arietinum (chickpea) is the source of this 1151-nucleotide messenger RNA. RefSeq lists its product as uncharacterized. NCBI's taxonomy places the organism in Eukaryota, Viridiplantae, Streptophyta, Magnoliopsida, Fabales, Fabaceae. Gene Ontology annotation, biological process: lipid metabolic process. Gene Ontology annotation, molecular function: oxidoreductase activity, acting on the CH-CH group of donors. The record is from RefSeq and is a predicted model, not a curated record.
AUCAUUCUUCUUCUUGCUCUCACUCAAAAUAUUUUUUAUUCGGCGUAGAUCAAACACUCAAUACAUGACGAUAACUACAAUGUUGAAUUUCUUAUUCCCACCCCCACCUUCGCUAUUCGUCACCGCAAUGUCGGUCAUAAGCUUCGUUUCACUCGCAAACGCAGGUUUCGGCGAGGUUAGAGGGAAGCACUUAAAUUAUUCCAAAUUCUGGAACGCCAAUAGUAAUAAUAACAAAAAUGCCACUGGUAAAAAAGAUAUGAAAUUGUCAAGCAAAACUGGUAUGCUUUUGUUGUAUACUCCUGCUUUUCUUGCUGGUGCGGCGUCGUUUUGGAUUUUUCCUCAUCAAAGUUUUAGAUCCACAAUUCUUCAAUCUUCUGUCACAUUUCACUUCUUCAAGCGACUUGUUGAGGUUUUGUUUGUCCACAAAUAUAGUGGUUCUAUGGCUCUUGAUUCUGCAAUUCCCAUCACUCUGAGUUAUUUUCUGUCAGCUGCAACUAUGAUCUAUACUCAACAGCUCACAUUGGAUCUUCCUGAACCACAAAUCAAUCUAUUGUAUCCAGGAAUUGUGUUGUUUGUUGUUGGAGUCAUUGGCAACUUCUAUCAUCAUUACCUUUUGUCUAAAUUGAGAGGAAAAGGUGAAAAGGAAUACAAGAUUCCUAAAGGUGGCUUGUUUGGGUUUGUGAUAUGUCCUCACUAUCUUUUUGAGAUUAUUGAGUUUUAUGGAUUUUCAUUCAUUUCUCAAACAUUGUAUGCAUUAUCUUUCACUAUAGGCACUACUUUCUAUUUGUUAGGUAGGAGUUAUGCAACUAGGAGAUGGUAUCUUUCUAAGUUUGAAGAUUUCCCUAAGAAUGUUAAGGCUAUUAUCCCAUUUUUGUUUUAAAUAUUGCAUGGAAUAAGUAGAUUAUUCUACACAAUUGUGUUGUGAUGUAAGUUCAAAUCUAAGAGGUUAUGCUGCAAACCUUAUUGUUUUGUAAUGUAAUUUCAAAUCUAAGAGGUUAUGCUGCAAACUUUUACAUUGUAUAAAAAUGCGGCUGAUGUGGCCUAAAUUACAAUUGCUAUGCUGUUGCGAAAACUUCAAAAUCUGCAAUAUUGUAACUGUAAUAGCUAUUACGAAUUGCAAUUUAAAAAUAUGGUGGACAGUUAAGUCAGUU